AUGUCUGACCAACAUAUAGAUCAAAGAGUUGGUACGAUAUCCAAUUUAUCAGCAGGACUAAAAUCCGUAUCAUUAAAUGAUCAACAGCAAAAUGAAGUCAAUUUAAAUUUAUUACAACAACAUUUAAAAAAUGAAGUAAAUAAUCAAAAUAAUAAUAAUAGUCAGAACAACAGUCAGAGUAAUCAAUCACAAUCACAACAAAUACAAUCUAGAAUUUCACAAUUUUUUCAAAAUCAACCAACUGAAGGAUAUACAUUAUUUUCUCAUAGAUCAGCACCUAAUGGCUUUAAAGUUGCCAUUAUAUUAUCCGAAUUAAAUUUACAAUUUAAUACAAUUUUUCUUGAUUUUAAUAAUGGUGAACAAAGAGCACCAGAAUUUGUAACAAUAAAUCCAAAUGCAAGAGUACCUGCAUUAAUUGACCAUUAUAAUGAAAAUACAUCAAUUUGGGAAUCUGGUGCAAUUAUAUUAUAUUUAGUUCAAAAAUAUUUAAAAGAGAACGGUAGUUGUAAUUUAUGGUCAGACAAUUUAAUUGAACAACUGGCUAUUAAUUCAUGGUUAUUUUUUCAGACUUCUGGUCAUGCUCCAAUGAUUGGUCAAGCUUUACAUUUUAGAUAUUUUCAUUCAUGUCCUGUUCCUUCAGCAGUUGAAAGAUAUACUGAUGAAGUUAGAAGAGUUUAUGGAGUUGUUGAAAUGGCAUUAGCUGAAAGAAGAGAAGCUUUAAUUAUGGAUUUAGAUGUUGAAAACGCUGCUGCUUAUUCUGCUGGUACCACCCCAUUAUCACAACUGAGAUAUUUUGAUUAUCCAGUAUGGUUAGUUGGAGAUAGAGCAACUGUUGCUGAUUUAUCAUUUGUACCUUGGAAUAAUGUAGUUGAUAGAAUUGGAAUUAAUUUAAAAGUCGAAUUUCCUGAAGUUUAUAAAUGGACUAAAUUUAUGAUGAGGAGACCAGCAGUAAUUAGAGCAUUGAGGGGUGAUUAA
Insectozyma verbasci is the source of this 975-nucleotide messenger RNA. Lineage: Eukaryota; Fungi; Ascomycota; Pichiomycetes; Serinales; Debaryomycetaceae. The record is from the annotation of a GenBank genome assembly.